Suillus fuscotomentosus is the source of this 765-nucleotide messenger RNA. Its product is annotated as cytochrome P450. The transcript is spliced from 9 exons. Bases 1 to 765 code for a protein of 254 amino acids. Gene Ontology annotation, molecular function: heme binding; oxidoreductase activity, acting on paired donors, with incorporation or reduction of molecular oxygen; iron ion binding. The record is from RefSeq and is a predicted model, not a curated record. NCBI's taxonomy places the organism in Eukaryota, Fungi, Basidiomycota, Agaricomycetes, Boletales, Suillaceae.
AUGCCAAUUACCCAUAUCCUUUCGAAACUUGUUCUUUCAGCAAGCUCCGCACUCGUUGCGUUCGGGUGUUGGAAGUUAGGAGAGCGAGUAUGGCACAAUCUUAGGUCCCCACUGCGCAUACUACAAGGCCCAAAAGGAACAAGCUGGCUAUAUGGAAACUUGAAGGACAUUUUCAAGGCGGAAAAUUCAGUCCUUCACGAGCAAUGGGUGGAGCAAUAUGGGACGACCCUGAAAUACAAAGGGUUCUUCUUUUCAGACCGAUUGUUCACGAUGGACACCCGCGCACUGAACCAUGUUCUCACCCAUAGUAGCGAUUAUCAGAAACCGUCACAAGUCCGGUAUAAUCUCUCUAGAAUUUUGGGUGAAGGUGUCCUGUUUGUUGAAGGGGCUCAACAUCGUCAGCAGAGAAGGAUCAUGAACCCCGCCUUUGGACCCGCCCAGAUCCGCGCACUAACGGACAUCUUCUUGAGCAAAUCGAUCAAGCUUCGAGACAUCUGGUCUACCAUGACCGUUGCCAGUGAACACGCGGCUCGGAUGGAUAUCAUGCCCUGGCUGAGCAAAAUGACGUUGGACGUCAUCGGUGUAGAGAAUUAUGCCUCUCAUGGCCUAUCUCUAUAUGACGCGCAGCUUUCCCGCGCAACGCGCGCCAUGCGCGCACCAUUCCCGCGCUUCGCGAUGUAUACGCGCGCGCGCGUUCCCGCGCUUGCGCGCCCUAUGGCGCCAGCCAUCCAGAAGCAUCCAUCCACUGUCCACCAAGCUCCCUAG